Molecule: messenger RNA, 1153 nt
Organism: Arachis duranensis
Lineage: Eukaryota; Viridiplantae; Streptophyta; Magnoliopsida; Fabales; Fabaceae
Exons: 5
Biological process (GO): ribosomal small subunit biogenesis
Source: RefSeq, a predicted model, not a curated record
AACUUGACACCCUCACUGUUACCAUUUUUCACUACAACGACCGAAUUCUCUUCCCACUUUUGCACAUUUCUAUGUAAUAUUCCCAGAAAGCCCCUUGCUUUGCGCGCCAAGAGAACCUCAGAUUCUGAGCCGCUUCUAGAACCUUCUCUCCUCCAAGAAGUAUCCUUCGACGACGAAGAAGAAGAUGACGAACUCCUUGACGAAUUUGAAUUUGAAGCUGAACUGAAUGAUGAUGAUGAUGUUAUUGUUGAUGACGGUGACGAUGUUGAUGUCGGUGCUGGUGAGGAUGAAGAAGAGGAGGAGUAUGAAGAUGGCGAUGCCGUAGUCUAUGUUGGUGAUGGCGGAGCAGGUGGUGGAAUCUCCCUUGCUGGGACAUGGUGGGAUAAGAAGGCACUAGCCAUUGCUAAAGAAGUUACUGCCUCUUUUGAUGGUGACCUGCAAAUUUAUGCCUUUAAGACUUUGGUCAAUUCCACCAUUCUAGUGCGCAUUGAAAGGCUUACCAACAAGUCUGGCUCCCCAACAAUGGAAGAUAUUGAAGCCUUUUCUAGAACCUACAGAACAAAAUUGGAUGAAGCAGAGAUUGCCAAAUUUGUUCCUGAAAAUUUGAGUUUGGAGGUGUCUUCUCCAGGUGUUGAAAGAAUAGUUCGGAUUCCAACCGACCUGGAUCGAUUCAAGGACCGGCCUAUGUAUGUGAAUUACUCCAUUGUUAAUGAUUCUGAUAAUUCAUCUGCAGAAGGUGAUGGGGUCUUCAGGCUUGAAUCCUUUGACAUGGAAACUAAGUGUUGCACGUGGGGUAUAGCUGAUGUGAGAGUCAACAGAGGGAAAGGAAGACCACUGAAUAAGAAACAAAGAGAAUGGCGUUUAAACACUCCCUUUGAUUCAUUACGUUUAGUACGGUUGCACUCUGAUAUUUAAAUUAAUUAUUCCCCCCAAAAAAAGUGUUAAUGACAUCUCCAUCUUCAUGUGCAAGUCUGUGUAGAUAAUUAGGGGAACAGUUCACACAUAGAUCCAUAUUUGUUAAAUUUUUGAAUUUUUGAAACUUGACAAGUUUGAGGUCUUUUCACUGGAUUGUAAUUUCCCUUUUGUGGAUGGUAAAUUACAAAACUGGUGAAGAGAUAUAUACUGUAUUAUGGAAUUAAUAAACAAACUGAAA